AUGAACCUCCUUGGCGAAUAUGUUCAGCUCUUGUCAAGAGUAACAGAGACCCCUGCAGCACAACUCCGGCAAAAGGCUUGCUUGCUGGGCAUACUUCGUUCCACAUUCCACCUUGGCUGCAGCAACCGCAACUGCCAUGAUGAUAUCUGUAUCCAAGGCGAUGUCCCCUGGCUUAAAUCCAUUUAUGAGGGUGACGACCUUGGAGAGGGUAUAGUGAAACAUCUGCGAAAGCUGGUUCCACAUGGACUUUGCGGCUCUACUUGGCAAGUUCCGGUCCUGACAAAGUUUUACAAGGGUGAGGCUAUGGAGUUUGUGGAAUCACUUGUUAGUCCAGAACCAGUAACCGGCGAGGAGGCAGUCAACCAAUUUGUUGGACCUACCAGUAUUGAACGAGGAAGACCAAGAGUUUGCAAUAGCCAUGGACCCCAGAUCUGGAUGAUGGGAAAGCUACUGGAGAAGGUAGGAGUGGAACAACUCAUUCUAUCAGAAGUUUUCUGGGAAUACUAG
Messenger RNA from Cylindrotheca closterium, 507 nucleotides. Lineage: Eukaryota; Bacillariophyta; Bacillariophyceae; Bacillariales; Bacillariaceae. The record is from the annotation of a GenBank genome assembly.